GGCGCGAGGCUCGUGCUUCCCGCAGGGCCGCGAUGGCGGCGCCGGGUCACGCCUCCCUCCUCGGCAGCGCCACGACGUGGCCCUUGAAGCGCUACGGCCGCUUCCAGCCCCCGAUGGAGGAUCGAGAUGAAGGACACAACGUUUCCUCUUGGAAGGUUUUUGAAUCAAAUGAAGAAUCGGGCCACCUUAUCCUUACCAUCGUUGUGUCUGGCCAUUUCUUUAUUUCCCAGGGGAGAACAGUACUGGAAGGCUUUUCACUAAUUGAUUCCCACAAGUGGCUGAAGGUGGUAAGAAGAGCAGACUGUCUGCUGCUGCGCACACAGGCAAAGAAUGAAUGCCGCAUGUUUCGUGUUCAAUUUGGUGGGGAUUCCAAAGAACAGAUGCUGGAACACUGCUGCAGUUGCGUUCAGAAACUCACAGAGUACGUGCCGGUUCAAGUCCCUGAUGAACAAAGCCAGCAGGUCAGUCAGCUGGGUGACAGCAAGAAUCCAGCAAGGGACCCUGAACAAAGCGCAUCAGGACUGCAUACGCCAGAUGAGCCUCUACCAGAUUACUGCACAAGCCUUGGAGAAAGAAGAUCUGUGACACAGCUAGCGCAGUUGGUGCUGAAAAAGAACAGUGAGCUCCCCCUCACAUACCAGCAUGCAGUGUGGAACGCCCAGGAGCUAAGGCCCUUCAUCCGCCUGUGCCUCAUGGAUCAGAGUUUCCCAGCUUUUGUGGAAGAUGUGGAGAAGGAGCUGAAAAAGCUUGCAGAAGGCUGAGGAACACCGGCAUGCUACCUGCCCCUGCGUACACGCUGCAGGGGAGCCAGCACGUGCGAGACACAAGCUUCCACGUGAUUAAAUAUCUGAGAAUCUCACACAAUUUUGGUCAGUGUUUUAUUUUUAAAAACAGGUGAAUCCACUUUUUAUACAUCAUUGCACUUCAACAAAUACACAGAACACAAGUUCAUGCAUCUACAGUUACGCACAUCAUGAGAACCCUGUUAGGUCUAGUUCUACAAUCUUGAAAUCAUGAGAAAUUACAGUGUCAAACUAAAGAGUAUAACUAGUUGCAUAGAAUAUCACCAUGCUGUAACAUUUCAUCAUUUAAACAAAACAAAAAAAAAAAAAGAAAAUUAUAAAAGUUUGCCUGAAUUGAAUGUACAAGAAUAUGUUGAACACAUCAGUGCAAAAGGAUUUGAGAAUUUACAUGAUUUAACAAAAAAAAAAAUCACUUAAAAAGCAAUCAUAUAUAUAUAUUUAUAAACUGAAGGUUUGUUUUUGUUUUCAACUGCAUUCCACCACCUGUCGAACCAUUCCAGCUUGUGAAGACUGAUUGCAGGACACCCCAGUCUCUCUCUCUAUAGGUUAAGCCCUUAAGAUAAUUUCAAUUUAUAUUAUUUCUCUAAGUACCAGAACAGUAUAAUUCUCUCAUCUUUCAGACAUACAGUAAGGAAUGAAUAUCAGCAGCUUAAAAAUGAAACACAAUGACUGUAUUUUGGUUUUCCCCCUCCCCC
This is a messenger RNA of Cuculus canorus (common cuckoo), 1498 nucleotides long. RefSeq names its product REC114 meiotic recombination protein (gene REC114). Bases 33 to 761 code for a protein of 242 amino acids. The record is from RefSeq and is a predicted model, not a curated record. NCBI's taxonomy places the organism in Eukaryota, Metazoa, Chordata, Aves, Cuculiformes, Cuculidae. The transcript is spliced from 6 exons.